AUGGCUGGCGAUUUCUUGAAGAGCCACGGUAUCGAUAUCGACGCGGAGAUGGCUCGAAUACAGAAUGCUGGUGGCAUUGGUGAUCCGCAAGCAGCAAUCGACAUCCACAAUGUAUCGUUACCGCAAACACAGCCAGACAGUCUAUGGAAUGUACGCAUUCGCGAUCAGAACAUCGAGAAGAUUGUCCCUGCAGAAUACCAGCUGGAGAAUGCACAGAACAGCAUCAACGGUGCAAGUGCUCUGCUAGCUCCAUCCCUCUGCCACCCCCACAUUCAUCUUGAUAAGGCUUUCCUGCUAUCUCAUCCCAAAUAUGCUCAUCUCAAUAUCGAGAAAGGAGAUUUUCAAGAAGCAAUGACAUUGACGGGUCAGGCAAAGUCAGAAUUCGAGCACGAUGAUCUGCUCGAGCGAGGCCAGCGAGUCGUCGACGAAAGUGUUGCUGCUGGCGUAACGCACAUGAGAGCAUUCGUGGAGCUCGAUGCUGGUGUUGGUGAAAAGUGUCUAGAUGCCGGCAUAGCCUUACGCAAGCAGGCAGCGAGAGAGAAGAUAUGCCACGUCCAGCUGUGUGCUUUCGCUCAGCUUCCCCUCUUCUCGCCCGCGCAGAGCGAUGAAGAUGGAAGCGUGAUCAGAAGUCUCAUGCGCCGAGCUGCCGGCAAUGACGAAGUAGAAGCAAUCGGCAGUACUCCCUAUGUCGAGACUGAUCGAGAGAAGAUGAAGAAGAAUGUCGAAUGGAUGGUCGAACUGUCAAUCGAGUACAACAAACAUCUGGAUUUCCACCUUGAUUACAAUCUUGAUCCUGAGAAUGAACCUUUGAUCUGGCAUGUUAUUGAUACCCUGCAAGCGACAAGAUGGAACGAGAAGACCAAAGAUCGAACUAUCGUACUUGGUCAUUGUACUCGACUUACGCUUUUCAACGACAGCGAAUGGGUCGAGCUUGCUGGAGCCAUCAAGGAUGCCGAUCUGCCAGUCUCAUUCGUUGGCCUUCCGACAAGUGACCUCUUCAUGAUGCGUACUGGCCAAACUCCUGAAAUUCGCGGUACUCUUGAUGUCCCGAAGCUUGUCAAGCAAUAUGGCUUGAAUACUUGUAUCGGCGUGAAUAACAUCGGUAACGCAUUCACACCUCAGGGGUCGUGCGAUCCGCUAAGCCUCGCAAGCCAAGCAGUGGGUGUACACCAGGCGGGCACUGCACAAGAUACUGAGCUACUCUACGAGUGCGUCAGUACCCGCGCGAAAGCAGCGAUCGGUGUCGGUGGAUCGAGUCUGCACAAGACACGCUUGGCGAUCCAGAAAGACGACAGAGCAGAUUUGCUGCUCUUCGGUGCAGCAGACCAGAAAGACUUGUGGCGAACUCGAAAGGCCGUCAGCACUGCAAUCUACCUGUACGAUCACUGCAAGGGCAGGAGAGGCUUCUACAAAGGUACUUUGCAAGCUUGA
Messenger RNA from Fulvia fulva, 1431 nucleotides. RefSeq names its product Cytosine deaminase. The transcript has a single exon. Gene Ontology annotation, molecular function: hydrolase activity, acting on carbon-nitrogen (but not peptide) bonds, in cyclic amidines. NCBI's taxonomy places the organism in Eukaryota, Fungi, Ascomycota, Dothideomycetes, Mycosphaerellales, Mycosphaerellaceae. Bases 1 to 1431 code for a protein of 476 amino acids. The record is from RefSeq and is a predicted model, not a curated record.